AUGGACGAUCUGACAAUCACACAACUCCAAUAUUCUUUGCAACUUAACGACGCACCCGCCCCAUCCAAGGCUACAAAUGGUAACCGCCGCCGCAGUCAAACAAAAGCCCUCGAAAUUCCCAGGGGCCCAACCCAGUCUUCUCUCAAUGUAGAGAAGUCCACAGUAUCAGCUCGUCAGACAUAUGUCAGUGUAACACCCCCCCGCGCGAUAUCAGAAACACUGGACCGACUGAGAAUGGUAAUAUUCGCAGAAUCUACCUAUACGCUUUCCCACACACAAUUCAAUCAACAUGUCACUUUGCUAAGCCUUGCAUUUAGCAGUCGGAACAACUCAACCAUGUCUGACAUCGACACUAGACCACCAACUUGCCACUCGCUUUAUUCAAUCACGGUAGCCAAGAGCAAUUCGCACUACUCAAGGAAUGGAUCCAAGACUGCGAUUCAUCCCAUGGAGAUUGUCGUGCCUCCUAGAGCUUGGCAAGCCGAUCCGGCUUAUAGAUUCGACCACACUCAAAUCACCACGCACUCAGUCGAUGUUUUGAGACUUCCGCGCAACUUCCGCGAUGCCAUCACUGUGACACUCGGGAUCGGGCUCAAGUACCUUUGGAUUGAUUCGCUUUGCAUUGUCCAAGAUGACAAGGAUGACUGGAAUAGCGAAUCAGUCGAGAUGGAAAACAUCUACAGUAGUGCAUACUGUACAAUUGCCGCCAGCUCCGCCAAAUCGUCGUUCCAUGGCUUCUUGACCCAUCGCGAGCCUCGGGAAUGCGUGCAGCUCCCAAUCCCAGGCGGAGACACGCUUUACACAUGCCCAAAUAUAGACGACUUCGAUGCCGAUGUUGAGCUUGGCGAGUUGAAUCAACGCGGAUGGGUUCUCCAGGGGAGGGCAUUAUCACGACGCACUAUCUUCAGCUCGACCCAGGUGUACUGGCAGUGUAGUGACGGGGUGCGCUGCGAGACACUAACCCGUCCCAAAUGCCACAUGGCCAGCUUCCUCGCUGAUGCCAACUUCCCAAAGUUUGCCUUGCAGUAUUACCGGGACGGACGGCAGAUGUCGAUACAGGAUCUAUUCGAGAGAUACUCUAGACAAGCAUUCACGGAUAAACCGGACCGGGGCGGUAGCGAUCCUAGGUCUGCAAAACCGACUUUCCAAAGCCCUCAAGACUAA
Metarhizium acridum CQMa 102 is the source of this 1164-nucleotide messenger RNA. NCBI's taxonomy places the organism in Eukaryota, Fungi, Ascomycota, Sordariomycetes, Hypocreales, Clavicipitaceae. The record is from RefSeq and is a predicted model, not a curated record.